Messenger RNA from Blumeria graminis f. sp. triticale, 933 nucleotides. The record is from the annotation of a GenBank genome assembly. NCBI's taxonomy places the organism in Eukaryota, Fungi, Ascomycota, Leotiomycetes, Helotiales, Erysiphaceae.
ACUAGUAAUAUUAUCUCUUCAGUUCCAUGCAUUGUUCGACAAUCUGGUCCCGAAAAGGCCAAUUGCGAGCUAUGUAAUUCUCUCCUAACCAACUUUCGUACUGCACAGAGCUUAUCCCCACCCACGGCGUCUGCAAAAAGGAAAGACUGCAGUAACACGAACGGAGUUUCAAAGUUUCCUCUACAAGUACUUGAAUCGAUUACGAGAGAUUGUGCCAGCUACUAUAUACCCACGGUCGAUUGGGCAGCUUGUAGACUAUUGGAGAAGCAAGAUCAGUAUGAGGCGAAUUUGGCUGAUGGUAAAAAGUACACAAAUGAUGCUGUAGGACUAGUACUAAAAGCAUUAAACGUGAAUUUUAUAGACCUACUCAUAGUGUCAUUCUCUAGCAACAAACUCUGGGAACAGGAUGCAGAGUCUACAUUAGUUGGUUCAACAUCUAAAUCUCGCAACGACGAAAUAGAACUUGAUACAUGGGCGGAGCUCGAAGAAUUACAUAAGCGAGGUAUCGUAAAAAGUCUCGGCGUAGCAGACUUUAGCGGUGAGAGGCUCGCAAGCUUUUUGACGCGGGUCAGGGUCCGGCCGGAGGUUAAUCAAAUCAGUGCAAAUGACUGCCUCUUUGUUGAUGCCACACUGCUGAAACUUGCCAAAAGGGAAAAAUUGGAAUUAUUCACGCAUCAAGAUUGUUCUGACAUGAUGCCGCGUGAUUCACUAGUUUGGCUUCUCGGGAACGGUAGAGGUGAAGGUGAUAUAUUGUCCAAGAUCAAUCAGUGCUUAAGUAACGAACUAAGUGAACUUUCACCAAAGUGGGUUGUCAAGUACACUGCUGUAAUUAAGGAGCGGGGCGUGAUAGAAAACAAGGGCUACUUUGCACUUGCAUCCAUAACAGAAAAAAUAGGCAGAAAUGAAGCAAAAUUUACCGAUUCAUCUUAUUAG